AAAAAAAAUAAGAAUCAUAAAGUUUGAGUUUUAAACAAGAAAAGGGUUUCCAAAGGGACUUUUAAAAACUAAGUCUAUCAGCAAGAAUACAAUUAUUUCCUUUUUCUCUCCAUUAAUACAUUUGUAUCCAUGCAAACUCAUUUAUUGCUGAGAGAGUCACCUAGAGCACUGGCUUUACGCCCAACGGUACUAGAAGAAGCACCCUCCGGUGUACUUGUUUUUGAAGAAUAUGCUGGCUCUAAUAACAGAGCUAUGGCUAAACUUUUUGCACCUUCAGAAUUCGAAGAUUCCAAAUGGCGUAUAUUGAACUCGCGUCCAGUUUUUGGGUGCUUGGGUUUGAUAACCAUUCAAUCUGAGUGCUUUGUUGCAAUUGUAACAGACUGUGUUUCAGUCGGAAGAAUACGAGCUGGAGAAGAAGUGUACAAAAUUCAGUCAGUCUCAUUUUAUUCACUCUCCUCUGCCAGAUAUGACGACCUUGUGGAUUUUCCCGGUAAAGAUUUUGAAAAUGACGACAAUUGGGGAGACCAAACUGGCACUGUCAUACAACAUCCGUGCGCUCAAUUACAGAAAUUAUUUUCUAUUGGCAACUUUUAUUUUACACCUGAUUUUGAUUUAACAAAAACAGUGCAAGCUCGUACGUCGGUAGCCUCAUUAGGUGUUCAUUCUUUUGAUCAGCAUUUUUUAUGGAACCAAUUUUUGAUAUCCGGGUUGCUGGAUUUUAGAUCUAAAUUAGAAAGAAAGAAACAAAUGGAUCUUGACCGUGGCGGAUUUUUAGUGUUUUCCAUACGCGGAUACGUGGGUGUUGAAGUUGUCGAUAUAGACAACGAAAAGUACGAACUCUCUGUCAUUUCUAAACUUAGCUGUCAACGUGCCGGUACUCGUUUUAAUACAAGAGGAAUAGAUGAUAAUGGACAUGUCGCCAAUUUUGUCGAAACUGAAACCAUACUCUAUUCCGAUAGGAUAUGUUAUUCAUAUACUCAAAUUAGAGGAAGUGUUCCAGUAUUUUGGGAGCAACAAGGAAUGCAACUUGUUCAACAUAAAAUCCAGAUCUCUCGUGGACAGGCAGCCACACAACCAGCCGUCAAAAGACAUUUUGACGAGUUAGUAGAUCGCUAUAAUUGUGUAUGCAACAUCAACUUGUUAUCCCAAAAGGAGGCUACAGCAGGAGAAUCUGUACUCAGUAAUGCAUUCAACACGGCCGUAAACCAGUUAGAUUAUAACAAGGAUACCGUGCGCAUGGUUAAUUUUGAUUUGCACGCCGAGUGUAGAGGAGGAAAUUACGAUAAUGUAGCAGUUCUGAUGAAGAACAUUCGAAGGGUCAUGGAUGAUUAUGGAUUUUUCCUCAUGGACAGCGAUGACAAUCAAAUCAUCUGCAAACAAAAAGGAGUAUUUCGUACCAAUUGUAUGGAUUGUUUGGAUCGUACCAAUCUUGUCCAAAACGAAAUUUCUAGAAGAGCCUUACUCGAUUAUUUACAAGAUAGAUUUAGAGACAGUCGCUCGAAUAUUAAUCUGGAGCAUUUUGUGGCUCGACAUUCCCAUCUUUGGGCAGAAAAUGGUGAUGGACUUUCAAAAAUAUAUGCAGGUACAGGUGCAUUAAAAUCCGCCUUUACACGAACAGGCAAGGUCACCUUUAUGAAUGUGUUAAGUGAUGCUACACGAUCUGUCAAUCGAUUUUAUAUCAACAAUUUUCAAGACAAAGCACGGCAGGAAGUCAUUGAUCAGCUAUUAGGCAAGCUAGAAAAUCAAGCAGCCAUUACAAUUUAUGAUCCUAUCAGCGAUACAGUCACCCGCCAACUAUCGACGCGUAUGAAAGAAUACUCUACCAACCGGAAAAUUACUAUAUUUAGCGGGACCUAUAAUUUGAACGGUAAAGGCUUUAAAGGCGAGCUUUUGGAUCCUUGGUUGCUUCAACAUUUUAAAUUGGGUAAUAAAGAAGAGCCCGAUAUUUACGUUGUAGGGUUCCAAGAAAUAGUUGAAUUGUCGCCACAGCAGGUGAUGGCGACAGAUGCGGACAAGAGAAAAAUCUGGGAGCAACAAAUCGAGUCCACAUUGAAUAGUAGACCAGAAGGGAAAUUCAAAUAUACCUUAUUAAGAUCAAACCAGCUAGUAGGCGCAGCUCUUAUCAUUUUUGCUAAAUCCAAUAUUGUAGAAGAAAUUAGGAAUGUCGAAACUGCCAUCAAAAAGACUGGAAUCAUGGGUAUUGCUGGUAACAAAGGUGCAGUAGCCAUCCGAAUGGAUUACGGUGAUACAAGUUUCUGUUUUGUUGCAGCUCAUCUUGCCUCAGGGCACUCAAAUGUUGAUGAUCGGAAUGCAGACUUUCACACCAUCGACGAGGGACUUCGUUUUUUGCGAGGAAAGACAAUUGGUGGCCAUGAUAAUGUUAUCUGGGUCAGUGAUUUAAAUUAUCGAGUAUCCUUACCCAACGAAGAGGCACGACUGUAUGCAAAGGAUGGUAAUAUCGAUGCAUUAUUGAAGAACGAUCAGCUCACAAGAGAAAUGCGUCAACACAGAGUAUUCGAAGGAUACAAAGAAGGUAUAAUCACAUUUUUGCCAACAUACAAAUAUGAUAAUGGAACAGACGUGUAUGAUUCAAGUGAAAAGCAGAGAAUUCCUGGUUGGACAGAUCGUAUUUUAUUUAAAGGCAAACAUUUAAAGCAGCUUCAGUAUUCGCGCGCGGAAUUAUAUACGUCGGAUCAUCGACCGGUCCUUGCAUUGUUUGAGGCAAAUGUUAUCACUUUGGACAAGGAAGCUAAAGUAAAGUUGCAGAAAGAAUUAUACCAAAGCCUAAGUUCAAUUGAAGUUCGCGCAUUACCGCCACCAGACUUACCGAAACGCAAGCUUACAGCACCGAUUUCCACCAAAUCAGCUAUGACGGUCAGUGAACCAAUUGCUACUAGUAGUUCCUCAAUGAAGUUAUCCGAUUCAUAUGCAGAUACACUUGUGGACAUUUCGAUUGAUUCAAGUGGAUUUCCUUCUCCGAGCACUGAUUCAAAUAAAUGGUGGGAAGAUGGCACAGAACUCCCAAAAGCUGAUAAAAGUCGAUCCACUGGCAUGAAUCCAUUUUUAGAAGAAGAAGAUUUUAUAAUGGCAGGGGGUAGUAGUUUGAAAUUUCCUAGCUCAAUUCAAUCUGAUAGCGAAUGGACACCGUUAAGCCCUAUAUCAGUUUAUAGUCCUUCUGUGACGAACGGUGCAAAGAAGCCUUCGGUCAUUACUAACAGCAAUAAUAAUAACGUAUCAAGUGUUAUUGGAUUCUGGAAUAAUAAACAAUAAUCAAAAAGUAGUGUAUUUACACUAUUUUCAGAAAUUAUCAGUUCAAAUGUAAAAAAAAAAAAAAAAAAAAAAA
This is a messenger RNA of Mucor mucedo, 3343 nucleotides long. RefSeq names its product SacI homology domain-containing protein. Gene Ontology annotation, molecular function: phosphatidylinositol-3,5-bisphosphate 5-phosphatase activity; phosphatidylinositol-4,5-bisphosphate 5-phosphatase activity. NCBI's taxonomy places the organism in Eukaryota, Fungi, Mucoromycota, Mucoromycetes, Mucorales, Mucoraceae. Gene Ontology annotation, biological process: phosphatidylinositol dephosphorylation. Gene Ontology annotation, cellular component: cytoplasm; membrane. The transcript is spliced from 14 exons. Bases 130 to 3270 code for a protein of 1046 amino acids. The record is from RefSeq and is a predicted model, not a curated record.